Messenger RNA from Podarcis lilfordi (Lilford's wall lizard), 41208 nucleotides. NCBI's taxonomy places the organism in Eukaryota, Metazoa, Chordata, Lepidosauria, Squamata, Lacertidae. The record is from the annotation of a GenBank genome assembly.
AUGUUCCUCCCGCCUUCGAGGCUCGUCUUGCGGGUGCUAAAUCUCCGCACGGGCUCAGCCGUCCUCUUCUGGCUCCUGGGCCUGGCGCUGCGCUCCUUGCCCCUCUCGGGGCAGAAGCCGGAGGACAAGUACCCGGUGGUGCCCACCAACUACGGCAAGCUGCGGGGAAUCAAGAAGGACCUCAACAACGAAAUCCUGGGUCCCGUGGUGCAAUACCUGGGCAUCCCCUACGCCACGCCGCCCGUGGGCGAGAGACGCUUCCAGCCCCCCGAGGCGCCCGCGUCCUGGUCCGAGGUGCGAAACGCCACCGCCUUCGCUCCCGUCUGCCCCCAGAACAUCCACGGCAUGCUCCCGGGCAUCAUGCUCCCGGUGUGGUUCACUGAAAACCUGGAGAUUGUGGCGGGGUACGUCCAGAACCAGAGCGAAGACUGCCUGUACCUCAACAUCUACGUCCCCAUGGAGGACGGUAAGGGUGCAAAAGGGGGGCGGGCGAGCGGACACGGGCGAGCCCCCCCCCAACCCUCCCCUCGGCUGUCUCGCAUCUCUCCCCACUCUCCUCUCCAGCGUCGUAGGUCAGGGAACCUCACUCCCCGCUUAACACCGCAAUCCCUUCUUUGAAAUAAUAAGAAUUGCCACCAGAAUCCAAUCCUCGUCUUUAGCCCUGGCCGCCUCCCCUGCGCUGCUAACCGGAAACCCCUCCAAUCGCUAGCUUCCCAGAAACAGUUUGAGCAGUGCCUCUGGGCAUGUGCAGAGUGCUUUUUGCAACCGGAAGAGCUCCGCAGGAUCGGAGCAGCGAGACCAGCAUGCUUUAGUGUUUUAAUUUUUUAAAGAACAGUAUAGUUCAGGCGUAUGGGAUGGUCUAAACCACCGAGCCUAGGGCUUGCCGAUUGGAAGGUCGGAGGUUCGAAUCCCCGCGACGGGGUGAGCUCCCGUUGCUCGGUCCCUGCUCCUGCCAACCUAGCAGUUCGAAAGCACACCAGUGCAAGUAGAUGAAUAGGUACCGCUCUGGUGGGAAGGUAAACGGCAUUUCCGUGCGCUGCUCUGGUUCACCAGAAGCGGCUUAGUCAUGCUGGCCACAUGACCCAGAAAAACUGUAAACAAACGGCUCCCUCGGCCAAUGAAGUGAGAUGAGCGCCGCAACCCCAAAGUUGUUCGCGACUGGACCUAAUGGUUAGGGGUUCCUUUACCUUUUUAGUUCAGGCAUAGGCAAACUCAGCCCUCCAAAUGUUUUGGGACUAAAAUUCCCAUCAUCCCUGACCACCGGUCCUGUUAGCUAGGGAUCAUGGGAGUUGUAGUCCCAAAACAGCUGGAGGGCUGAGUUUACCUAUGCCUUGUUUAGUUGAACGAGCUUGGUUGGUUAGAGCGUAGUGCUGGUGACAACAAGGUUGCAGGUUCGAUUCCCCCUCCCAUCAGGGUUGGGGGCACAUCCCUGCAUUGCAGCGGGUUGGACUAGAUGACCGCUAGGGCCCCUUCUGACUCUCUGGUUCUGUGAGUCUGGUGGGAAUUGGUUGACUGAUUACAAUGUGGAAGGGAAAACAAAAAGCAGGUGGAAAUGGAAAAGGGUAUACUGUGCUAUUAUUAUAAAAGUUAACCGUGGCAAUUACGGGCAACUCCUCAUCUGUGCGCGCAGACCAGGUGCCGCAAAAUAAAUAAAUGAUUUGAUUCCAGCCCAGAAGUGGCAGGAGAGAGCGGGGAAAUCCUUGUGGCUUGCGAGGAGACCCUUCCCAGAGCCAGAAGAGGAUGCCAGUGAGCCAAAUGUCCAGAAACAAAUGUUUAAUAGGCUAAUAAUAAUAAUAAUAAUUUCAAAAUGCAUGCUGUUCUCGAACUGGCCAGGUCGAUGCCCCCCAUAGGAAGCCCACAAGCAGAAUAUAAGAAUCCUAGAAUGGUAGCGUUGGAAGAGACCCUGAGGGUCAUCUAGACCAACCCCCUGCAAAGCAGGAUUAUUUUGCCCAGCGCAGGACUCGAACCCACAACCCUGCGAUCGAGAGCCUCGUGCUCUCCCGACUGAGCUGUGCCGGUAGCCCGAAGGCCAGGCCAAGGGCUCACCCAGGCCAGCAUCGUCUUCUCGCUGUGGCCAAACAGACGCGCCUCGCGGGGAAACCCGCAAGCGGGUCCCGAGUUCGAGAGCAACCCUCCUCUCCUGUGGUUUCCAGGAUUCAGAAGCAGAGCCUGCAUCUUUCACCCUCAGGCUCACCCUGAACGCGCAGCUGCUCUCCUUUGGGGAGCCAAGAAAAUCCUGAUUUCAUUUUGUUUUUUCAAGCUAGGGUCGAAUAAGCGCAGGAUUCGCUCUCCCCAAAACGGACUGGGGCUUGUGAACCCGAGUUUUUCUUCUUCAGAUCAUAGCAUUGGACGUUGGGACCCCAUGAGUCAUUUAGUCUCCGCUAAAGAAUGCCUGGCAGGUUCUCAUCCAUCAUCUACAAAGAAACGGAAGGCUGACUUCCUGUUUAGACCUUCCCGUUUCAGUACCAAAUUGAAGUAAAUUUUUAAGUCCAAUUCCUUUCUGCUCGCAAGUCCUUAUUUAAAGUCCAAUUGUUCAAAUUUUAAGUACUCACGGGUGCUUAUUUUAGAAGCCAAAUUGUCCCAGGAAAAAGGCAGCGCUCUCUGGCAACGGCUAUGCGGCUUCGCUCCACGGAAGAAGCAGUUGACUCUCAGCACCGCGCCACUUCCCCCUCUUCGCUUCGGAGCCCGUUAGUGGGUUCCUUUGCGGGUUGGGGGGGCACUAAGGGUGCCCGCCGAGUCCCAUGGUCACAGGCUUCAUCUGCCUGUGAUUUUUAAAAGGGUCCCCGCUUCGCCGUAGCGGAAAAGACCCGUUUCACGCAGAGCUAGUCCCUCCAGUUCAGAGGGAGUCCGCCAUUGCCGAUGGCGCCACCCCGGAAGUCCCAUCCAGCCCCUAUUUAAGAACCUCAGGUGCAUCGCAGAAUCCGGCCAGAUGGUGCAAAUAAUAAAACUAUUAUUAUUAUUAUUAUUAUUAUUAUUAUUCUACCAACGGAGCUAUCCCAGUCUCAGACCAAACUGGCCUAUCUAGCAGAGCGUUCCCAGCACGGACUGGCAGCAGCGGCUUGCUAGGGCGGGCUCCCGGCAGGGCCCUUUACCUAUCCAGAGAUCGUACCCGGAGCCUUCUUCACUCCAAGCAGCUCUCCCCCUGAGCAGCUCGAAAUGUACAAAGACAGCAAAAUGCCUUCUAUCUAAAGCCAGACCUCUGCAAGCUACGUAGCUCAGUGCAGCCUACACGGGCCGGCAGCAGCCCUGCUUUCAGGCACUGGAAGGGGGGGAUCCCAGGCCUACCCGAAGACGCUCCCCCAGGAUGGAGCCUUCUACAUGCCAAGCAGGUGUCCCGCCACUAAGCUGCGACCUCGGGUCUAGCGAUGAGCUUCAUCCCUCCAGGAACAAGGUCUCCUCUCCCCAAAAACCCAGGGUGCUCUGGCUCCCAGAAUCCUUUGCUGCGGCCCUUUGGGGACUCCCCAAGGCCAUUUUCCCCCCACCGCCAGGUCCUGUCCGAACGACGCUCGCCCUACAACCACCUCACUAACUUCAGGGUCGGGGGGCUUUCGAGGUGGAGAAUGGCAAGGAAUGGCCUGGCCUUAGGGCUACUGGCACAGCUCGGUCGGUAGAGCACAAGGCUCUCGAUCGCAGGGUUGUGGGUUCGAGUCCUGCGUUGGGCAAAAAAAUCCUGCUUUGCAGGGGGUUGGACUAGAUGACCCUCGGGGUCCCUUCCAGCGCUACCAUUCUAGGAUUCUUACAUUCUGCUUGUGGGCUUCCUAUGGGGGGGCAUUGAUCUUGCCACUUUGAGAACAGGAUGCAUUUUGGAAUUAUUAUUAUUAUUAUUAUUAUUAGCCUUUUAAACAUUUGUUUCUGGCCACAAUUUGAGUUGAAUUAAUUUUAAUGAAAUGAUUUUAGAAUGUUGUCUUAUUUUAUUGUUGUUAGCCACCCUGAGCCCGGCUUUGGCUGGGGAGGGAUAUAAAUAAAAAUUAUUAUUAUUAUUAAGGGAGGGAGAACACUCUGCAAAAAGCAGGGGAUGGCGAGAAAGAGGAGGAGGAGGAGGAGAAACCAGCUGCUUCUUCUCCCCCCCCCAAACGCCACCCCUUCCAUCUCCCACCAAGCCAUCCCUCUCUCUUUUUGCAGCAUCGCUAAGCCAGUUUCCUUGGCAACGGCCGGGAAGGGGGGGGUUGCAUUUAAAGAAGGGGGGGUGAGCAAAUCCCAGAGCACUAGGCGGAAAAAACACACACAAGGCAUCGGAGCGUCUCUCCCCACCCCACCCCCCGUGUGGGGCACCUGCUCCUGGCAGAGGCAGCCGCUGUUCCUACACCCCCCAACCCCAAACUCUGCCCCUCGCCCCCCCACCCCGUGCCUCACAUCUUCUCUCUCUCUCUCCCUCCCUCUCUUUCUCCCCUCCGUGCGACACGCUUUCCCCCAGCUGCCGCCUGGGGCGUCGCAGAGAAAUGUCAGGUCCCAUUUGGGAACCCUGCCUGCUGCUUCUCGCCCCCCCAAUCUCCCUCACCUGAGCGGCAAAGGCUCUCGCGUCUCCCUGGUCCAGCCUCCGCAAGGAUGCCCUCACCUGUCCUCACCUGGAGGAGGCCGAGGCAGCGGGGAUGCAAUAGUUCCAACAGAUAUAAAAACAUAAUAAAAGCAUUUUAAAAAAAACACCCAUUCCCUAUACAGUGGUACCUCGGGUUAAGUACUUACUGUAUUUUUUGCUCUAUAAGACUGACUUUUUCCCUCCUAAAAAGUAAGUGUGCGUCUUAUGGAGCGCAUGCAGGCUGCACAGCUAUCACAGAAGCCAGAACAGCAAGAGGGAUUGCACAGCGAUCCCUCUUGCUGUUCUGGCUUCUAAGAGUCAGAAUUUUUUUUUCCUUGUUUUCCUCCUCCAAAAACUAGGUGCGUCUUGUGGUCUGGUGCAUCUUAUAGAGCGAAAAAUACGGUAAUUCGUUCUGGAGAUCCGUUCUUAACCUGAAACUGUCCUUAACUUGAAGCACCACUUUAGCUAAUGGGGCCUCCCGCUGUUGCUUUGCCGCCGGAGCACGAUUUCUUUUCUCAUCCUGAAGCAAAGUUCUUAACCCCAGGUAAUAUUUCUGGGUUAGUGGAGUCUGUAACCUGAAGCGUAUGUAACCUGAAGCGUACGUAACCCGAGGUACCACUGUACAGUCGUACCUCGGGUUGAAGUAACGGAGUGCGUUACUUCCGGGUUUCGCCGCUCGCGCAUGCACAGGCUGUCAAAAUGGUGCCACGCGCAUGGGCGUGAGCGACGAAUUGCGACGCGCAGGCGCGGGUUGCGCUCGCUUCUGGGUGCGAACGGGGCUCCAGAACGGAUCCGUUUGCAUCCAGAGGUACCACUGUACAGGAUUGCUUUCGGACGGCUCGGGGGUCAGAUAACUCCACACCCUCCAACAUUUCUCCAGUGGAAAUAGGGACGUCCGAAGGAAAAGCGGGAGAUUCUGGGAUCAAAUCAAAAAACCGGGACGGCUUCUAUAAAUCAGGGGCGUCCUGGUAAAUAGAGAAACUUGGAGGGUCCGGAAUAGAAAACACAACCAUCUUGGUCCCAAAGGUUUCACAGCUGGGGAUAACACUGGAAAAUAGGGACUUUUGGAGGGUCUGGAGUGGGGGUAAGAGAGGCCCACAGGAGGAGAAAGGGGUCUCAGAUGAGGGUUGGUUGGUUUGGGUUUUGGGGUUUUUUUCCUGGACAAUCUGAGCAGGUUACAGGCGGAUUUAAUGCCAGGCCCAAUCUGGGAUAAUCUUCAUUUAAAGAGGAGCCAGUAACUGGAAGCCCCAUAACUGAAUCUGCCCCAAAGUGCGGUUUCCCAAACGUGGGUCUCCGCGACUACAAUUCCCAUCAUCCCCCACCGCUGCUCUUGCUAGCUGCGGGCGAUGGGAGUUGUAGUCCAGAAACAGCUGGAGACCCACGUUUGGGAAACACUGGCCUAGAAGGGCCACGUUCAUGUCGUUCGUUGAGCGCUUUAAAGUCAUGGCUUCCCCACCCCAAGGAAUCCUGGGAACUGUAGUUGGAUUGAGGGUGCUGAGAGCACAGAGGAAAAAACCCCAGAGUUCCCUGGGAAGCGGUGUUGGAGGUCAAACAGGCAUGUCUUCUCCCAAGGGAUUCUGGGAGAUGUAGUUUGCCGAGGGCGGUGAGGAGACCCUGCAGUCCCCACUCAUGGAGAGACCAUUCCCAGAGUGGGUUAACAGCCAAUCCCUCUUCCCAGGGAAUUCUGGGAAUUGCAGUUCUCUGAAGGGAAUAGCGGGGGGUCUCAUCACAUCUCUCAGCACCCUCAGCAAACUGCAGCUCCCAGAAUCCUUUGGGGGAAGCCAUGACUGUUUAAAACGGUAUCGCAGCGCUUUUAACAUUCGGCACGAAUACAGCCUAGGUGGGCCAUUGGCCGGAUCCUGCAGCCUGGAUCUUUUGAUGUUCCUGUUUGAUAGGGAAGUCCCGCCCCCCCAUUUAGGGAAGUUUUUAAUGCCCGUUGUUUUAUUGUAUUUUUAAUAUUUUGUUGGAAGCUGUCCAGAGUGCCUGGGGAAACCCAGCCAGGUGAGCAGGGUAGAAAUAUUAUUAUUAUUAUUAUUAUUAUUAUUAUUAUUAUAGCAGGCAGCUGUAGGAAAUGUGCGUGGAAGCCUGGACCUCCUCAGAGUAACCCCUCUGGACAAAUUUUCUUUAAACUAUAUAUUUUUAAAUUAAAAUUUCCCCAGGAUGGGGCUCAAGGCGGCUUACAGAUAAAAAUAAAGGAAUGCAGAUAAAAUUUGUCUGUAUGGAUGCUGAAAUUCAGUUUUGAGGGUCAAUUCCACCCCUCCCCAAUAGUGGAAAAUAAUCUUCACCCACUCACCCAACAUUUAUGGCAAAAUUUAAUCUCGGGGACACCUCCGCCGCAGUCUCCCCCAAUCUUUCGUUCCCUCUAGGCAUCAGACUACAACUCCCAUUAUCCCUGACCGCUGGCAUGUUGGAUGGACUCGAUGGCAGAUAAAAUUCCCCCAAAAUCUGGAGGGCACCAGGUUGGCAAAGCCUGCUAUAGGCUCAGGGCGAUUUAAUAUCUGUGUCCGUCCCAGUGCACCCUGGGAAAUGUGAGCCGGUGCGGACAAGAUGAUGAUAAUAAUAAUAAUAAUAAUAAUAAUAAUAAUAAUAAUUUUUAUUUAUACCCCGCCCACCCCAGCCAAGGCCGGGCUCAGGGUGGCUAACAAGCAAGAAUUAAAACAAAUUGAACAAAUACAACUUAAAAACAAGGUUAAAAUACAACAUUAAAAUAUUGAAACAUUAAAAUAUUAAAAUGCAGCCUCAUCACAGGAGGAGAAGGAAAAAGAAAGAGGGGGAGGGAAUCAAACUGGCUCCAAGCCAAAGGCCAGGUGGAACAACUCUGUCUUACAGGCCCUGCAGAAUGUCCGGGGCUCACCCCAAACUAUAACUCCCAGGGAGUAGGAUAGUUAAAAGCAACGGGAGCGUGGCAGAGGUAGCCCACUUUGGGUCUGAUCCAGUGGGAAGCAUUCAUAUAGAAUAACAGAAGCUGGAAGGGACCCCAGGGGUCAUCUACUCCAACCCCCGCAACCACAGCUACGGUAAAUUCCAUCAGAUCGGGUCCUUUGAUAAGUAGCGCAGGGCGGCUGGGUUCACCUACCUUUAGGUAAAGGUAAAGGGACCCCUGACCAUUAGGUACAGUCGUGACCGACUCUGGGGUUGCGACGCUCAUCUCGCUUUACUGGCCGAGGGAGUCGGCGUACAGCUUCCGGGUCAUGUGGCCAGCAGGACUGAGCCGCUUCUGGCGAACCAGAGCAGCGCACGGAAACACCGUUUACCUUCCCGCCGGAGCGGUACCUAUUUAUCUACUUGCACUUUGACGUGCUUUCGAACUGCUAGGUUGGCAGGAGCAGGGACAGAGCAACGGGAGCUCACCCCGUCGCGGGGAUUCGAAACGCCGACCUUCUGAUCGGCAAGUCCUAGGCUCUGUGGUUUAACCCACAGCGCCACUCGCAUCCCCUUCACCCACCUUUGGGUCGGCCCGAACACCAGCAGCCUCCUCUUUCCCUUUCUGUUGUUGUUCUCUGCAUGAACGGCCGUUAACCUCUGGAACUGCCUGCCACAGGAAUUCCCGAGAGAGUCAAGAGAGAAAGCCGCGCUUUGAAUUGUGGGUGGGUGGAAGAAGAGAGGGGCGAUGUCAGGGCAGAGAGGCAGGAUCCGCGGGCUUGUCCCGAGAGAGUAGCGCAGGUCAGGAGGGUGAAGGGGCACUUGUGGUUAGCCCCUUCCCUCCCUCCUUCUCUCCCUGUUUUCCGCUCUCCCGCUCUGCCCUCCCUUUCGCUGCUCUCUUUAUAUAGCAGAGGAUGCUGGUGCCCCGGGGCGAAUCGCCAGCCCGUGAAAAAUCCUUCUGUCUUAAUCUGCAAAUGCCCAGUUCCCCCAUCACAUCAGGGAGGAAAGGGAGAUGCCAGCCGUCGCGCUGCCCCAGAUUUCGGCCGGCGGAGCUGAGCCGGGCACGGCGCCAAUCCUUUCGCCUCUCCUUCCCCUGUCCCCCAAAACUCCCCCUCUCGGCAUAGGAUUUCCCUUGGGUUGCAAGUCCCCCUCCUCAGAUACUCUGCUGCCUUCCUGGCAAACUCUCUUGGGAAUUCCUGUAGCAGGGAGUUCCAAAGAUCCACAGGGGCCUGCUUGCAUUGCUCGGGAGCUGGAAAACCCUGGCCUUCCGUGUCUCCUCCUUGGGGAUGCAGGCUAACGCCUCUCUUCUCCCUUCCGCGAGUCUGACCCCCUUCUCCCGGAAGGCACAGGAUCGGCCUCAGUGGGGCCCUGUGGGGCAUCGACAUCUCCUUUGGCCCCUUCCUCCUCCAGCUCAGCGCUCUUCAGGCGGCGCCGUCUGCCCGUCUGUCGACACCUCCUCCUCCAGCCACAGGGGGUUGAGAUGGAUGACCGCACGGGUCCCUUCCAACGUCCUGCGGCUUUGCUGCAGCCACACACGCCCCCUCUCCCAUCUGCCUGCCAAAUCCCGUCUCGACGCCUCCUUCCCGUGGCCCGCUGGGCUCUCGGCUUCGCCUCGGAGAGAUAAACCUUUUCUCUAGGACGCCAAAUUAAAAAGAGCUCCCGGUUCGCUCUGCUUUCUGUCGCUUCCCUCUCCAGUCACCAUCCUCGUCCUCUUUGCCUCCCGGUUCCUUCCUCCCGCGUCUUCCGGAAGGAUGUUUGGGACGCAGGCAGGAGUCCGACGGGUGUAGCUUCCGCGCACAGUUCUGCCUGGGGAGGGGACUGCACCUGUGGAAUGCUUGCUUGCUCAUAGAAUUGUCCAGAUGGAAAAGGGACCCUGAAGUGCCAUCUAGACCAACCCUCUGUAAUGCAGGAGUCCUGCCCACAGCCACCCGUGGCUGGACUCGAACCGCCAACCUUCCGGUUAGCAGCCAGGCGAACUGACCCUCUGUGUCCCUGAGAAAUGAUGUCACACACCGGUUAAAGGCCGUAAGAACCAAAAACGACAACCACGACCCAGGAAGCGGGUUAGUGACUCGACUUUGGAAUCAGCACCCUUGGGAGAAAAAGUCUCAAAAAAGCAUAUUUAUUUCAUUUUAUUUAAAAGCGCUUAGCAUUUUUUAGCAUUUCUAAGCGGUUACACGAGGAGAUGUAUCCGUUUAUUAAAUUUCCUCACAGUCGUACCUGGGAACUCGAACGGAAUCCGUUCCGGGAGUCCGUUCGGGUUCCGAAACGUUUGGGAACCGAAGCGCGGCUUCUAAUUGGCUGCAGGAAAUAGCUCCUGCAGCCAAUCGGAAGCCCCGUCAGAUGUUCGGCUUCCGAAAGGACGUUCAGAAACCGGAACGCUCACUCCCAGGUUUCGAUCAUUCGGGAGCCGAUUUGUUCUGGAGCCAAGGCAUUUGAGAUCCAAUUUAUGACAGCAUCCGAGGAUCACAAAGGCAUUUUGCAAAAUAAAAAUGCACAAUAUAAUAACCAGUACUUUUUUUCUGGAGGUACGCAAAGCCCACAUUUUGUGAAUCUUUGUAGAGUCAUACUUCGGGUUACAGACGCUUCAGGCUGCGUUUUUUCGGGUUACAGACUGCCAAAACCCGGAAGUACCGGAAUGGGAUACUUCCAGGUUUCGGCGGUCGAGCAUGCGCAGAAGCGCUAAAUCGCGCUUUGCACAUGCGCAGAAGCGCCGAAUCGCAACCUGCGCGGAUCACGUUCGCAACCCAAGUGUCCCCUGUACUCUUGUCCAUUUGCUGUGUUUGUGUCCCUCGAUUUGAAGUACAAAAUGGUGAUUUUUCUCGAGUCAAAACAAGAGUACCCCCUAAGCAUUUUCUUCAGGAAAAAAGCACGGAUGAUAACAAAACAGGACAGUUUUUGCAGGCACACAGGUUUCCUAAGACGCUGGUUUCCAAUUUAAAGAUCCGGCAAGUCCCUUGCGAAGAGAGGAAUUUGGUGUGGCCCUUAAGUAAGUGAGCUUGUCUGCCCUCUCCCCGGCCGGUGUCCCAGGGGUGUUGAAUGGUAAUGAAAUUUGGAAAGGGAGCCCCAAAUAUCAUCUAGUCCAACCCUCCUGCGAUGCAGGAAAAUCGCAUCUUGCAGGGUCCCUUGCAGAUGGUUGUAGACUUGAAAGGGACCAGCAGCGGUCAUCUAGUCCAACCCGCUCCGAUGCAGAAACUGCAAGCAAAGAAUCCCUCCCUCCCAGGUAGUCCAUAUGGUUCUGUUAUCCAUUUCAGGAUCUAUCCCACCACCCACCCACACCUCCCAACCUGGUGCGUCUCUAACCAACUUUUAAUUUCACAGCAUCCGGUUUCUCUAUAAUUCUGUGUCAUAUAUAUAAAUCUAUUAUAUAUAUAUAUAUAUGCUUUUUUCGGUGGGGGGGGGAAGGAAAAAUAAAAAUAUCCCAGCAACAUCAGCAACACACACACACAAGCCCAGGAGAGAAAAAAAACCUUUAAAAACGAAAAUUGUUUGUAUUUUGCUAAAAGAAAGAAAAGAAAUAUUGCUUUUUUCCCUUUUUGCUGAAGCAGACGAGAAACAAAACGCAAAAACCGAUCUCUUUUUUUUCUUGAUCUUUCUCUCUCUUUUUACCCCCUUGUCCCAUUUUUCUUUUUUCUUCUUUUUUCUUGCUCUUAGGUCCGCUCACGAAAAAGCGUGAGGAGGUGUCAACUAACAAUCCCUCUCCAGACGAAGGUAUUUUUCCUGCAUGUUUCACAAAUCUUGCUUUUUUAAAAAAAACAAAAACAAAACAGAAACAGAAACAAAAUAUUUUCCUUUUUUUUUUUGGUUUUGGUUUUUUGGUUUUUUACUUCUUCUUCUUUUUAAAUAUAUAUAUAUAUUGAUUAAAAAAAGAAAAGAAAAGAAACCAGAACAAAUAAUAUAUAAACUUUUGGAAAAAAAGCAACCCUUCCCCCCCUCUUUUUUCCUUUUUUUGGGAAAGCACCCACCCCUUUCUUGUUUUCCAAAAUCAUCACAAUUUUCGCUUCCUUCUUUCUUUAUCUUUUCCUCUCUUUUUUUCUCCUCCUUUUUUUUGGAAGGGAAACAAACAAUAAUAAUAAUUACAAUACUGCCCCCCCCAAUCCAUUUAGGGCCAGAUGAUUUACUGAGAUUUAGAAGAACUUUUAUUGCAAAGGGAAGAAUUUCAUUUGGGAUUUGGGUGUGUGCUUGUAUUUGUGGGUGUGGGGUGUCGGGCUGGUGUCCCCACCAAAGCAAACCAAGCUUUGGGCCUGUUUCCCAUAAUCCUCCUCGCUCACAAAUUCCAAAACAAAGUGGCUUUUUUUUUGGUGGAGAAAAGCCCACGGGGGGUAUUUUCUGAACUUGGCAACUUUUAAUUCAUUGUGAGAGAGGAACGGGCUUCGUGGGACGGGACUCUGGUGUUGUUCUCUGGUUCCCAUUGUUUUCUUGCCUUUACGAACUUAAAAAUAUAUAUAUUUGGGUUAUUUUUCCCCCAACCAGGGUGUCCCUCAAACAAGCCAUCACCACCCCUUAAAAGUCCCCAGUUGUGAAAGCGGAAGAUUUCUUGUCACUCCCAAACUGACGGAAUUAAAGCAGGUGGUGACCCAAUUUCCCUCGUGCCCAUUUUACAGAAAAGUUGCUUUGCUCCCUUGUUUUCUUGGUCAGAAGCCGAGAACAGCUUUCCUCAACCAGAUGUCGACGUACUACACCUCCCAUCAGCCCCAGCCAGCGUUGCCCAAUGGCCCAGGGGGAUGAUGGGAGUUGGAGUCCAACGAGACCUGGCUCCCCUUCCGCCGCUUUGCACCCGGGCGGCGUGGGAAUUGUGGCAAGAAAGGAACUAGAGAGUGAAGGAAUUGUAGGUGCUUUGACUGUUUGGUUAACAGGAUACGCCCACAGCUUCUCGUAAGAAAUGUUGCCUAAUUGGGAGAAACGCAGGGAAAAAAACACGCCUUGUGGCUUUUUUGCCCAUCUAAGCCAGUGUUACCCGUUCUGGCUGGCAGCAUCUCUCUGGGUCCCUGGCUGUUUCCUUGUUCCCUUUUAAAACGGAGACUCUGUCGGAGUUUGAACCCGCAACCGUCUGCAUGCAAAGUGCUCUGCCCCCCUUGAGCAAAGGGGGCCAACCCCCAAAGCUAACCGAUAAAUACUUUUAUGUGAUAAUUUCACCGAUUUAGGGUGCAAUGAUGCGCCCGUUUAAAGACCAAAAUAAGUUAAGAAUUAUUUCCCUUUUUUGCCCCGCUCAGCAGUGGCCUUACUGUUUUCCAUCGCCUUUUGCCCCAAAACAAUCAGACGGUUGUGUUUCGGGUGUCCCUGCGGAAUUAUAUCUCUCACUGAUGUGGCCAUGCAGGGAAUUUUCGUGAAAUUUUCGGAGGAGAAAAGGGGAAGUCUCGCUGAAAAGCAGGCCUCGAAUAUCUUCCCUCUCUCCCCCUUUUCUUUUUUUGCAACCACAGCCCUUUAUUUCGCCAGGACUGGAAUGGCGCUGCUGAGAGUUCUAAUUUGAGGAAAGAAAAUGCAGGAAAGGGUUUGGGGUUUUGCGUUGUUUUUUAAAGGGUCCUGCAGCAAAUUAUUACGCAGAGGGAGCAGGAACUUGGUGGACUGGACUAUUUUGGGUUUAUUAGAUGGAGCGGAGAAAUUGGACUCGUGGGUCCUGGUGUACGCGGAGGGUUAUUUCGUACCAACAAAAGUCCAAACUGCAACUCUCCUCCGGGUAUUUUAAUCCCAUGUAGGAAAAGAAAAAUGAGCCGAAACGGUGGGAAAUCCUCUGCUGUUAGCAAAAUUUGCUCACUGGUUGUGGUUCCAGCCUCUCUUUGCAAAGUUAUGCAGACCGUGUUUGCUCGUAAAUGAGCUACUGGAUACCCUUAGUCCUAAUUUGCCCAGUCCUCUUUUAAGGCCAUUCAAGUUGGUGGCCACCCUGUGGCAGAGAGUUCCACAGGUUAACAGCGCUGCAGGAAGAAAGGCUAUCUUUUAUCUGUCCUGAAACUUCCAAUGUACAACUUCAUUUAAUGUACUUUUAAUCUCUUGUUGGAAGCUGCCAGAGUAAUAAAUUAUUAUUAUUAUUAUUAUUAUUAUUAUAUGCCCUACUGCCACGAGAGAGGGAGGAAAUGAUUUUCCUUGGGCCAUGCGUACUUGACUUCUAUCAUGUCGCCUCUUAAUCGUCUUUCCUCUACAUGAAAAAACAUCCCAAACCUUUCUGCAACUUUUCAACUGACCUCAGUUUCCCAUUUCGUCCAAAUCUAUGGAACUGUGGUUUCUCUAAACUGUGGUUUCAGAACAAGCCAGAACAAUUUGAUUGUGGUUCGUUUUAACAAACCACGGUGUUUCCAGGAAACCGCAGUUUGGAUGUAAUGGGGACAACGACUGUGGUUAGUUUAAGAGCAGAAAUUGACACUUCCGAUCUCCCAGAACCUGAGGCUCGUGAAUGCAGAACCAUUUGCGUGUGGUUUUUAUUGUUAUAAAAACUAUACAAGCGGAAGCGGAGGAAAGAAGACAAAGCACAAAGAGAAACGUCUUGUUUCGCACCCAGUGCCACAUUCACUGACGGUGGCAGAAUGAGGCGGUGGAACAGUUUCCUUUUACUUAUUUAAAAUUUAUACACCCCUUGAUUGUAAAAAAUAAAUAAAUCCUAAAAACAAGUUUACAAGGAGAAGAAAACAAUAAAUUUGCCAGUAAGAACAGUAAAAAGCGACUCUUUAAAACAAACAAAAAUCAGCAAUAAAGUAAAAACAUAUCAAAAUGUACGUUGAUGUUCUACACGUCUGUGCAGGCUUGUCUGAACAAAAAUUUUUUUUUUAGCUGGCCCCGAAAAGAGCCCAGCGAAGGCACCUGGCAGGGAGUUCCAGAGGCUAGGUGCUGCCACACAAAUAGAUCAACGAGGGUUUAUCCGGGGUGUAGAAUGGGCAGCACUGCUUUAGACUGAAAGAGAAGGGUCACGUUUUUACAAUCUUCUACUAGAUGGGGGAGGGACGCGGGUGGCGCUGUGGGUGGCGCUACUCUCUCGGGACAAGCCCGCGGAUCCUGCCUCUCUGCCCUGACGUUGGCCCUCUUCUUCCGCCCGCCCGCAAUUCAAAGCGCGGCCUUCUCUCUUGACUCUCUCGGGAAUUCCUGUGGCAGGCAGUUCCGGAGGUUAACGGCCGUUCAUGCAGAGAACAAUAACGGAAAAGGAAAGAGGAGGCUCCUGGUGUUUGGGCCGAGCCAAAGGUGGGUGAAGGGGACGCGGGUGGCGCUGUGGGUUAAACCACAGAGCCUAGGACUUGCCGAUCAGAAGGUUGGCGGUUUGAAUCCCAGCGACGGGGUGAGCUCCCGUUGCUCUGUCCCUGCUCCUGCCACCCUAGCAGUUCGAAAGCACGUCAAAGUGCAAGUAGAUAAAUAGGUACCACUCUGGCGGGAAGGUAAAUGGCGUUUCCGUGAGCUGCUCUGGUUCGCCAGAAGCAGCUUAGUCCUGCUGGGCACAUGACCCAGAAGCUGUACGCCAGCUCCCUCGGCCACGAAAGCGAGAUGAGCGCCUCAACCCCAGAGUCGGCCACGACUGGACCUAAUGGUCAGGGGUCCCUUUACCUUUACUAGAUGGGGGGAGGGGCGUAUCUAAAAAGACUCCCUGCAAGUAGAAAUCUAGCAGAGCAAGGCAGACACUGGUUAUUAAAAAAGACUCCCUGCAAGUAGAAAUCUAGCAGAGCAGGGAAGGAACUGGUUAUCUAAAAAGACCCCCUGCAAGUAGAAAUCUAGCAGAGCAAGGCAGACACUGAUUAUCUAAAAAGAUGGCCUGCAAGUAGAAAUCUAGCAGAGCAAGGCAGACACUGAUUAUCUUAAAAGAGACUCCCUGCAAGUAGAAAUCUAGCAGAGCAAGGCAGACGCCGGUUAUCUAAAAAAAAUACUCCCUGCAAGUAGAAAUCUAGCAGAGCAAGGCAGACACUGGUUAUCGAAAAAUACUUCCUGCAUGGGGAAACCAUGAAACAGUGCCUGCUCAGGAUUUUACCGAUUCCAUUCUACUAAAUUGGUAGAGUUUGGUGGAGUUAAGGCAGGGAAAGAAUUCGGGGUUCACCGUAUACUUAAGAACUCCUUCCUUGUCCCAUCCUGAGGCCCCCUCUCCAACACAGGGAAAAGGAGAAUUUGAGGAGAGAACCCCAAGCUAUUGAAUUAGUCAUAGAAAUAAAGAGUGGGGACACCAGGGGUCAUCUAGACCAACCCUGUGCAAUGCAGGAACUGCGGCUGUUUUGUGAGCUAGUCCCGUUUUAGUGAGCUAAGAUUGUGAGCUGCAUUGUUCAGCCGAAGAGUAUGGAUUUAGAAAAUCACGUUCUGAAGACAAGGCGCACCCUUCUGAACCCUUCCUGCGUGUGUUCCUGAGCACAUGCAGAGUUUUUCUUUCUUUCUUUCUCCCGUACCAAUGCUGCCAUAUUCUGGCAGUACAGGACAGGUGCUUAUUUCAAGUAUCCAUUUCUGCAUAUGUUUCCCUUAUAAAGGAAACGGCUCCAAAUUGCUUAUUAUUUCAAACAAAAACAGCAACAACGUUUCAGAGGUGAAAAAACAAAAACUGAAACGAAAAAUGCAACUUAAAACCAGUGAAACAGCGGCGUAAAAGCAAAUGAAAUUAGGAAAUCAGAAAAGUGAAGGCUGGGGCAUGGUGUCGUGGGUCGAGGAAAACCUGGGCACAUAAUAAAAAGAAUAAUAACACAUCUUUCUUUCUUUAUCCUUUUUAUUUAUUGAAUUUAUAGCCGGCCGUUCCUCCCUGAGGGUCCCGGGGCUACAAACGAAGAUGCAAUUGAAAAGCAAAAUGCAAAAGCCUUGUAAAACAGGUGGAGACGUUCUAAAAACAAUUGCAUCUAAAAGCAAUUACAAGCUAGAAUCUCCCCCCAAAGCGAUUCCAACUAAGAAUAAGGCUUCUUGUCCAAAGAUUUUGGGGGCGCCUGGGACCGUAUCUGGCAGCCAGCGCAUGUCUGAAGCGAAUGGCAGGUGGGGACAGAGCGAAGGACGGCCCAGAGAUCUGGGGCCAUAUCCUGAGGGAAAAGGUCUUCAAAAUCAAAAAUCCCUGCGCUAUUAAUUUUUUCCCUUUUAGGGCAGCUGACACGGCGUUCGUUUAAAACAACGCCACAAAGUCCAAGAGGAUACAGCAGAGGAUUCAGCGUGAAACGGGUCCAGAAUCAGAGCGGAGGGCUGUUUAAAUGCCUUGAAGGGAGAUGAUAGAAUCGUAGAGUUGGAAGGGGGCGCCGGGGUCAUCUAGCCUGACCCCCCGCUUAUUUACCUAUUGUUCGUUUCGUCUGGCGAAACGGUGGUGAGGAGAAGGAAAAGGUCUCAGAGCGGCUUACGGAAAGUUUAAAGCGAUAAGAGGAUGGGUAAAAGCAGCUUUUUAAAAAAAGGUUUAGGAAUAAUGGACAAUAAGCUAAAUAAAACACAGAUUAAAACACGUGUCAAGGGCCUAUGUGUCUUAAACAGGCUUGCCUAAACUAAAAUGUUCAAAGCAGGCACCCCAAAAAGUGUGGAGCCUGACAUCAAGUUGCAGGGAGUUCCAAAGUUAUUAAAUUUGCACCCCAAUAUAUAUAUAUAUAUAAAAUGGCAUAUCUGUUGGGGAAGACUUCUCACAGCGGCCAGUCAAAUGCCCCAAGGGAAAGCCUACAAGCAGAAUUCGAACACAGGAUCUGAGCCUCGUUCCACCUGCUGUUUCCUACUGGAUUACAGCAAUUAUUAUUAUUAUUAUUAUUAUUAUAUACUGCCCUUCAUCCGAAGAUGUCAGGGCGGUUCACAAGAUUAAAAUACAGCAUAAAAGCACAAAUAAAUAGUUAAAACAAUAGCCCCCCCUCUCUCACAUUUAGAAGUCCGUGGAAUAUUAAAAAGACACAAGGCGGCUCAGAGAGGAACAUUUCCGCCUGGCCCCUAAAGAUGUCGAAUGAAGGUGUCCGGCUGUCCAAAGCCGUCUCCUCUUCCGUGAAUUGGUCCAGGCCUCUUUUAAAGCCGUCUCGGUUGGCUUCCUGUGGCAGGGAGUUCCAUAGUUGAACAACAGCAUGAAAAAGGUCUUUUUUUUAAAUCUUCCAACGUUCACGAGUUCCAGUGUUGCCAGAGAGGGAGGCAAACCCUUUCUCAGUCUCUGUGCAAGGCCUAAUUUCACGGAUUUGGGCCUUUCCUCUGAAACCAGAAAUUCCCAAAUGCCCCAACUGCUCCCCGUCCCCUCGAUAAUUUGGGGUGGCCUUUUCUGGACCCUUUUGCGGUUCUGGUUUGUGGGUACGCCGAGCAAAAAGAAGGUCAGCAACAUAUUCAUCUCCCCGCUUUGGAGCCCCCCUCCUCUCCUGCGAAACAUCUGGCAAACAGCUGGAGCACCCAGAAUUUCUCCUCCUAACACCCACAGCAGGGCGAGGGCUCACCGCAGUAAUCCUCAACCGGGUGCCCUCCAGAUCUUUCAAACAGCAGCGCCCGUUGGCACUGCCCGCUGUGCUUUGAACUACAACUCCCAUCAUGCCCUGGCUGGGGUUGAUGGCAGCUCCAGUCCAAAAUAUCUGGAAGGGUCUGGUUUACAGUAUUGAAAUGACUCAAGGGCCACCCAGUGGUUUUCACACAACAAAUAACCAUCGCGUUGCAUGGGAAAUGCAGGGAUCUUUGACCCAACCUGAGACUCGAACUCACAACCUUGAGAUUAAGCGUCCCAUGCUGUAAUUAACCGACGGAACUCCCUGCCACCAGAUGAAUUGUCCCACAAAUGGAAUACACCUUCAAAUAAGGAUCGGAGAAAUUUGUGGAAGAUAAAGAGAGGAAUAUCUGUGGCUCCAAGCCAGGAUGGCUGUGCGUUGACCUCCACGGUCAGCGGCAGCGACGCUCCUGGAUUCCAGCUGCCGGAAACCGCAGGAGGGAAGAGCGGGUCUUGCGUUCGAAUCCUGCUUGCUGGCUUUCCCACAGGUUGGCCGCUGUGAGAACAGAAUGGGCCGUCGGCCUGAUCCUGGUAUUUCUAAACGUUGACUGGAGUGGGGGGGAGCUGGAGUCCCAACAGCAGUGCGGUGUAGCGGUUAGAGUGCUGGAUUAAUAAUAAUUUUAUAAUAAUAAUAAUUUAUUAUUUAUACCCCGCCAUCUGGGCGGCUUCCAACAAAAUAUUAAAAUACCAUAAUGCAUCAAACAUUAAAAGCUUCCCUAAACAGGGCUGCCUUCAGAUGUCUUCUAAAAGUCAGAUAGUUGUUUAUUUCCUUGACAUCUGAAGGGAGGGCAUUCCACAGGGCGGGGGCCACCACCGAGAAGGCCCUUUGCCUGGUUCCCUGUAACUUGGCUUCUCGCAGUGAGGGAACCGCCAGAAGGCCCUCGGAGCUGGACCUUAGGGUCCGGGCUGAACGAUGGGGGUGGAGACGCUCCUUCAGGUCUACUGGGCCUUUGAGGCCGUUUAGGGCUUUCAAAGUCAGCACCAACGCUUUGAAUUGUGCUCGGAAACAUACUGGGAGCCAAUGUAGGUCUUUCAGGACUGUUGUUAUAUGGUCUCCCAGUUCCCAGUCUGGCUGCCGCAUUCUGGAUUAAUUGUAGUUCCCGGGUCACCUUCAACGGUAGCCCCAUGUAGAACGCAUGGCAGUAGUCCGAGCGGGAGAUAACUAGAGAAUGCGCCACUCUGGCCGGACAGUCUGCGGACAGGGAGGGUCUCAUCCUGCGUCCCAGAUGGAGCUGGUAGACAGCUGCCCUGGACACAGAACUGACCUGCGCCUCCAUGGACAGCGGUGAGUCCAAAAUGACUCCCAGGCUGCGCACCUGGUCCUUCAGGGGCACAGUUGCCCCAUUCAGGACCAGGGAGUCCCCCACACCCGCCUGCUUCCUGUCCCCCCAAAACAGUACUUCUGCCUUGUCAGGAUUCAACCUCAAUCCAUUAGCCGCCAUCCAUCCUCCAACCGCCUCCAGACACCACACAGGACCUUCACCGCCUUCACUGGUUCUGAUUUGAAAGAGAGGUAGAUUAAGAAGUGGGGAGGGGGGGAUCAGGGUUCAAAUUCCACCCCCCACAUGGCCAUGAAGCUCACUGGGUGACGCUGGGCCUGUCGCUUUUCUGAUGUUCUGAUGUUCUGACCAAGCAUGUAGAGAACGGAGGCCAGCAAGUGAAUUUGAUGGGCAAAAGGACCCAAAUAAUGCCUUGCGUUACCUGACACAUUCCCCAAAGGAGGGCGGCUGCAGUAUGCUCACAAGGAAAUAGGAACAUACCUAGAGCCCAGCAGGAUCAGGCCAGUGGCCUCCAACUAUGGCAGCAGAGCCCUAGUCACCCUAGUCACCGCCGACAGCCCUCUCCUCCUCUGCGACUUCGCCCACCCAAGAUGGCCGCCGCCCCCUGUGGCAGGGAGUUCCGCAGGACUUUUCUGUUGCCUGUCCUGAAUGAACGAAUUUUAUUAUUUCGGUCACAGUUCCAGCCCACAUACAAUAUCAAGGAGGUUAUAAAACACGAUAGGGAUACAUUUGAAUUUGCAAUUAGAUAUAACAGGGACAAUACAGAUAUAGCAACAGUUAAAAAAAAAAGAAAUUAAAACUUAAGUCACUAAUAUAUAACCUAAAAUUAUAAAUUUAAGGCCUUAAUCAUUAUGAUAAGAAACCAGUAGGUUCAUGUUAGUCCACCGUCAGAAGUCAAUUAUGGAUCAGAAACCAGGACAGGACCCUAUUUCGACGUAUUCACCUUCAUCAGCUGGAAGUAACAAAUAUUACAUGAAAAUACAUUUAAAUUCUCUAUUUGAGUUUGUAAUCCUUGACGGAAUACAUACUUUUGAAUGGAUUAGAGUUUGUUACAAAUGACUAUUGAUUUGCGAGUAGGGACCACUCCCACUAUUAAAACUUACAUUGGCCUGAGUUCUUUUUUCUUGGUAUAUUUAAUAACAAGAACUCCAACUUAUUUAACCUUAAACAUGACGAUAGCACAGCUUGUUCCCGAAGUUUUAUGGCAAUUGCACAGAAUUUGGCUACCUUUAAUCAAGAGGUUUUGCAUCAGUCUCUGCGUUAACUUAGAGCCUUCCAAAGUAACCUGUUCCUGGCCCAGCAAAGACCAUAUCCUGUGCACCUCGUGCAAAAAGCAACAGCACUCGAACCCGAACCGUUGGAAUUAAUACAUGAUCUGUUCAGAUAGACUCAGAAAAUGGUCCCAAAUCUUCCAACAUUCGGUUUUGCUGGAAGUCCACGAGUCACAGCGUCUUGAGAUAUAUAUGUGUAAGAGAAAGAGGUAUUUGGAGGAAAUAGGAGGUGUGUUUCGGGCAAAUAACAACAACAACAAUAAUAAUAAUAAUAAUUUAUUAUUUAUACCCCGCCCAUCUGGCUGGGCUUCCCCAGCCACUCUGGGCGGCUUCCAAAAAAAUAUUAAAAUAUUGUAAUACAUCAAACAUUAAGAGCUUCCCUAAAUAGGACUGCCUUCAGAUGUCUUCUAAAAGUCUGGUAGUUGUUGUUCUCUUUGACAUCUGGUGGGAGGGUGUUCCACAGGGAGGGCACCACCACCGAGAAGGCCCUCUGCCUGGUUCCCUGCUCCUUGGCUUCUCGCAGGGAGGGAACUGCCAGAAGGCCCUUGGCGCUGGACCUCAGUAUCUGGGUAGAACGAUGGGGGUGGAGACGCUCCUUCAGGUCUACUGGGCCUCUGAGGCCGUUUAGGUCUCUCAAGGUCAGCACCAACACUUUGAAUUGUGCUCGGAAACGUACUGGGAGCCAAUGUAGGUCUUUCCAGACUGGUGUUAUGUGGUCUCAGCUGCGUACCAGAUGGAGCUGGUAAACACCUGCCCUGGACACAGAACUGACCUGCGCCUCCAUGGACAGCGGUGAGUCCAGAAUGACUCCCAGGCUGCGCACCUGGUCCUUCAGGGGCACAGUUGCCCCAUUCAGGACCAGGGAGUCCUCCACACCUGCCCACCUCCCGUACUUCUGUCUUGUCAGGAUUCAACCUCAAUCUGUUAGCUGCCAUCCAUUCUCCAACCGCCUCCAGACACUCACACAGGACCUUCACCACCUUCACUGGUUCUGAUUUGAAAGAGAGGUAGAGCUGGGUAUCAUCCGCAUUUUGAUGAACACCCAGCCCAAUGCGAGGGGGAUCAGGUUGCCCAAAGUCAAACACACGUGUGUGGGGUGGUUGUUGGUUUUUUGGGGGGGGAUUCUAUGAAUCACGACCUCCUUUCCUUUGGCCCCACCCUCUUCCCCAUCUGUUCCCCUCAGGAAAGGCGGGUGGUGGGGGGAGGGGCCGAGUGGAAACCGCUAAUUAAGACCUUGGUGCGUCUAAUUAACGCUCUCCCCUUGCAGCGAAUUAAUUAGGCUCCAGGUUGCCAUGGAAAUGGAUGUGACCUAGAAACGCAGGCCGGGGCUUGAGGAGAGGGGCUGCCCUUUUUCCGCGUCUCCCCCUCCCCAGGGAGGCAUGGUUCGGGGGUACAGCGAGUCACAGCCCCCCAAGCCCUUUCACCUUAUCCCAGUGGCCAAAGUUGGGCUGAGGUGUUGCGGGGGACGGAAACCGGGACAUAAAACACCACAAAAAUCAAAAAUGAGCAUCCCUCCAUUGGCUAAGCUUCAAACAUCGUCCUUUCAUUCAUCUCUGGCCUGGGACCCAGCUCACCUGCGGACCCCAAACACACCUGCCCCACCAGUUCCCUGGUCAUCGGCUUGUGGGAUUUGGGCCUGGGGUCCGGCCAGGAUUCUGGAUCUCAUUGCAAUAGCGCCUCGUAACCCUACUGAUCCGCUGGGGUUCCCAGCCAAAGCCGCAUUCGCACCCUGUCUUUAAAGCGCCGUCAACAGUGAUGGCUUCCCAGAGAAUUCUGGGAGUUGUAGUUCUUCCCCUUGCAGGCCUGCAAUUCCCAGAGUUCCCUGGGAAGGGACAUGGAGUGUCAAAAUUGGCUUCCCUCAAGGCAUCCUGGGAGUUGCGGUUCGGUUAAGGGUCGUGGGCAUCGUGAGGUGACCCCCCUCUCUGAGCUACAGUUCCCAAAGUGGCUUAACAAAUCCACUCCUAUUUUCAAGGGAUGGAGGACUGUAGCUGUGUGAGGGGAAUAGGGGUCUCCUCAGGGUGCUCAGCACCCAUAACUCGUCACGCAACUUGACUUGCAAAGGCCCAACAAUUUCAGGGGUCCCUGGUUUCGAGAACACACGCUGCCCGUUCCCCCCUGUUCUCAUCCCUCUCACCUCCCAGCUCUCCUCAGCUACUGAUUCCUGCUCUGUAUUCAUGGACUCUCAGAACGGCAGAGUCGGAAGUGGGUCCCCCAAAGAUCAUCCAUCCCAACCCCCUGCCAUUCGUGGAACAGCAGCGCGCAGAGAGGAGCUUGCGUGUCUGCCGCGUGCUGGGGGGAACCUCUCCAUCCUUCCUCCCAAAGAGGAACGGCGAGAGGCCGUCGUGGAGGGAACGGUCCCAGCCUCACGCCACCCAUCUCUCCCUUCUCGCCCCGCAGAUAUCCGGGACAGCGGCAAGAAACCGGUGAUGCUGUUUAUCCACGGCGGAUCCUAUAUGGAGGGGACCGGGAACAUGUUCGACGGCAGUGUCCUGGCCGCUUACGGGAACGUCAUAGUCGUCACCAUGAAUUACCGGCUCGGCGUGCUGGGUAGGAGGGCUUCGCUGGGGUGGGCUGGGGGAACAGAGCCCAAAAUCUUGACUUCUUUCUCUUUCUCUUUCUCUUUCCCUUUUUCUUUCUCUUUUCCUCUCUCUCUCUCUCUCUCUCUCUCUCUCUCUCUCUCUCUCUCUUUCUCUUCCUCUCUCGUUUCCCCUAACAUCCCACAAUCGCAGGUUUCAUUUUCCUCCGCCGUUCUCGCGUUGCGUGCGUGCCACCGGCUUGAAGCGUUCGUUUUGCCUCAAUUCGGAUCGAGACUGGUUUGGCAGGGAGGGCAGGAACGGACACCUAAAAAUGCAGCGCUUUCUAAGAAACGGCCGGAUAGUUAAAAACAAAUUGAGGCCGACAACUCGUGUACAGUGUGAUGCAGAUUUCAGUCUAUAACUUUUCUAAAGUUUUAAAUUGUUGUUGUUGUUGUGGGCAAUUUCCAUGCUGGUAAUUUUGUCGUUUUCUCUCUUCUUCUUCUUUUGUAAACUGGUUUGAGCUUGUUGCUUUUAACAACCAAGCAGUGUAUAAUUUUUAACUGAAAUUAAAUGAAAUGAAUACACCAGACAUAGCAGGCAGGACGCAGAGGCGGUAGGAAGAUGUGUGGGAAAGCCUUUGGGCGUCUUGGUUUCUGCCUCUCCUGCGACGGACGUAUUUUGAAAAAUCUGAGAAACGAAAACCGGUGUUGCGUUCUGGAAGUUGUGCGCGGCGAGAGAAAAAUCUGGCCUCCUGUUCUGAUCUCGGAACAGUUCUGUACACGGUUUUGUGUGCGGCCAAUCUGUUCCCUGCUCAUAUGCCAAAAAGUAAAGUAAGGUGUUUUGUUAAAACAUAUUUAUCUCUGCUCCGAAUUGACCCUCAUGGAUAUCCAAGCCGUGAUGCACCUUUGCCCUGGACUUAAAAUAGCUGUGACAGCUCAUUUGGUAGAAUCUUGAUCCCAGGGUUGUGGGUUCGAAUCCCAUGUUCGGCUAAAGAGUCCUGCAUUGCAGGGGGUUGGAAUGGAUGACCCUCGGGUCCCUUCCGACUUGGCAAUUCCGUGAUUCUGCUUGUACGUUCGGAUGAACGUUAUGUGCACAGGAGAGCCAUUAGGGACAUAGGAAGCUGCCGAAUCAGACCUUUGGGGUCCGUCGACCUCAAUAUUGUCCACACUGGCUGGCAGCAGCGACCCUCCAGGGUUUGCGGCAGGUGAUAUUCUGAGGAACUGGUUCUGGGACCUCCUCAGGCAAGGCAGUGCUACUGCCCUUAAAAUAACGCAAGAUUCUAGUCCUCUUUGCUCUGAAGGAAUGGCUGCUAUAAAUAGGAACUUAGCAAGCUGGACGGGGGAACAUAUUGUGCUCCUUCUGGGGUAGUUUGUCCACCUUUUGGCCCCACGCCUGCACUCAGCUCUCACUUGUGGCUCCUAGAAGCAUGAGACAGGGGCCACACCCUGGGAACGGCUUCGACUCGCCGGCUGAACCAGGCGAGGGGAGCCGUCAAGUCUCAAACCCUCAGUGAGUUAGGGUCUUUCCCUGUAUGUGAAGACAGACUCUGGCAGAUGUAGCGGACGAGACUAGGAGUGGGUCCAGUGGUCCUGAAAGACCCACAUUGGCUCCCAGUACGUUUCCGAGCACGAUUCAAAGUGUCGGUGCUGACCUUGAAAGCCCUAAACGGCCUCAAAGGCCCAGCGGACCUGAAGGUGCGUCUCCGCCCCCAUCGUCCAGCCCAGACACUGAGGUCCAGCUCCGAGGGCCAUCUGGCAGUUCACUCCCUGCGAGAAAUGAAGUUACAGGGAACCAGGCAGAGGGCCUUUUCGGUGGUGGUGCCCACCCUGUGGAAUGCCCUCCCAGCAGAUGUCAAGGAAAUAAACAACUAUCUGACUUUUAGAAGACAUCUGAAGGCAGCCCUGUUUAGGGACGUUUUUAAUGUUUGAUCUUUUAUUGUGUUUUUAAUAUUUUGUUGGAAGCCGCCCAGGGUGGCUGGGGAAGCCCAGCCAGAUGGGCAGGAUAUACAGUGGUACCUCGGGUUACAUACGCUUCAGGUUACAUACACUUCAGGUUACAGACUCCACUAACCCAGAAAUAGUGCUUCAGGUUAAGAACUUUGCUUCAGGAUGAGAACAGAAACUGCUCCAGCGGAGCGGCAGCAGCGGGAGGCCCUAUUAGCUAAAGUGGUGCUUCAGGUUAAGAACAGCUUCAGGUUAAGAACGGACCUCCGGAACGAAUUAAGUUCUUAACCCGAGGUACCACUGUAGAUAAUAAAAUGAUGAUGAUGAUGAUGAUGAAGGCAGUUUCUGCAUUUGCUGUAGAGCAGCCUUUCUCAACUCAUGGGUCCCCAGAUGUUGUUGAACUACAACUCCCAUCACCCCUAGCUAGCAAGGCCACAGCUCAGGGGUGAUGGGAGUUGUAGUCCAACAACAUCUGGGGACCCACAGGUUGAGAAAGGCUGCUGUAGAGGGAAGUGAGGGGCAGCCGGGGCUCGCCCAUCUCGGAGAAGGAAAACUCUCAUCCUCAAACUCUGCUACCCUGCGGGACAUCUUCGGGAGAAGAUGGAAACGCUAUUUGUUGUUGUUGUUUUGUCGUUUAGUCGUGUCCGACUCUUCGUGACCCCCUGGACCAGAGCACACCAGGCCCUCCUGUCUUCCACUGCCUCCCGCAGUUGGGUCAAACUCAUGUUGGUCGCUUCAAGAACACUGUCCCACCAUCUCGUCCUCCGUCGUCCCCUUCUCCUUGUGCCCUCCAUCUUUCCCAACAUCAGGGUCUUUUCCAGGGAGUCUUCUCCUCUCAUGAGGUGGCCAAAGUCUUGGAGCCUCAGCUUCAGGAUCCGUCCUUCCAGUGAGCACUCAGGGCUGAUUUCCUUCAGAAUGGAGAGGUUGGAUCUUCUUGCAGUCCAUGGGACUCUCCAGAGUCUCCUCCAGCACCAGAAUUCAAAAGCAUCCAUUCUUCGGCAAUCAGCCUUCUUGAUGGUCCAGCUCUCACUUCCAUACAUCACGACUGGGAAAACCAGAGCUUUAACUAUACGGACCUACAAAUCUGGAAUGGAGUCCCUAAGGUGGUUGAACUGGUGCCAAGCAUCUAACUCUGGUUUAAUUUGGGCCACACCUGAGAGGCUGAGAGGUGGGUCUUGUCGUCUGGGAAGCCCAGGACCUCCACACACACUGCCCAUUCUUGCACCCCAAGGAGGUCACUUUGGGGUUGCUGACGUAGCGGUUUGGCUUCACCCUGGAAGUGCGGUCCAUUGUCUCUCGAGACAGACGGUUGCCGACGAUAGGAAGCGCAUACAGACUCUGGCUCCAUCUAGCUCAGCCGUGCCUGGAGAAGCCAUGAGGGAUUUGAACCCGGAACCAGGUGCCCUAUUGACUCAGCUGCGAUGUCCCUUCUGCAAAGGGGAAGAUGCACGCGCGGGCAUUGCGUAACGUGGGAAGGGGGCCUCCCGCCGGCCUCUGGGUGCUGGGGGGUGGGUGAGGUUCUGACCUGGAGCGUGGACCCCUCUUCUGAGGCUCAGCCUCGCCUGCCCGAUCUGCGGUUCAAGCCCCGUCUCGGCCCCUUCCUCUCGCCUCCGCUUCCCCUGCGGGUGUGAAAUUUACCCAGGCGCAGUCGAAAUUAAUAUUUCAUUAAAAAGCUUUUAAUAAUUAACGGCGAGGCCUCGUUAUCUCCAGCAAAAAGAGAAGAAAAAGCGGGCGCCCCCGGGAUGGAGUGAUGAUUAAUUUUAAAGGAGACGUGGCCGUGCGGACGGGAGCGCUGAGCAGAGGCAGAAAGAAAGAAAGAAAGAAAGAAAGAAAGAAAGAAAGAAAGAAAGAAAGGCCUUUUCCGAUCGAUCACUUUGCUGAGCUUCCCUUUGUGUUGUGUGUUGAAUCGGGAACGUGAGAAAGUUAAGACCUAGGACCCUCGUACCUACGGGACCGCCUCUCCUGGUAUGCCCCAUGGAGGACCUUAAGGUCCACAAAUGACAACACUUUGGUGGUCCUGAGCCUCAAGGUGGUGAGAUUGGUCUCAACUAGGGCCAGGGCCUUUUCCGUACUGGCCCCGAUGUGGUGGAACGCUCUGCCCCAAGAGACCAGGGCUCUGCGGGACUUGACAUAUUUCUGCAGGGCCUGCAAGACGGAGCUGUUCCGCCUGGCCUUUGGUUUGGACUCGGUCUGACCCUUACGUUUCCCUCCCCUUAUGGUUUUGAUUUAUCAGCUAUUUUAAAAUGAGGCUGCAUUUUAAAUUGCAUUUUAACCUGUAUUUUAAAUUGGUUUGUUUUCCUCCCUCUCUUUUCCCCCUAUUAUGUUUUUACUGUGAUUUUAUUUUAUUGGUGUUAGCCGCCCUGAGCACGGCUCUGGCCGGGGAGGGCAGGGUAUAAAUAAAAUUAUUUAUUAUUAUUAUUAUUAUUAUUAUUAUUAUUAUUAGGGUCAGGAGCAGCCUCUCCUCUGCUGCAACCUGGUGCCUGCCAGAUGUUGGGGGGUUUUUUGGCGGGGGGAAGCCAGUUGGACUUGAAGCAUGGAAUCAUAAAAUCAUAGAAUUGGAAGGGACCCAGAGGUCAUCUAGUCCAACCCCGCUGCGAUGCAGGAAUCUCAGUUAAAGCAUCCAUAACAGAUGGCCACCCAACCUCUGCUUUAAAACGUCCAAGGAAGGGGAGUCCAUUACCUCCUGAAGGAAUCUGUUCCACAUCCAGACGGGGAACCAGGAUGGGCCGGAGGAUGUUUAACAACUUGGGACCAGUUUACCUGCAAAGUCGCUUUGCCAAACGCAGCUGCUUUGAUUGGCAGAAUUGGCACUGCUACUAAUACGCCCAGGAACCUCACCAAAAUGCUGGAGAGGGUGCACCUCCAGAGGCACAUACCUCCACAUGUGGUGGGAGUGUCCCAAAAUCCAACUAUUCUGGACAACAGCCAUAUGAGAAAUAUGUAAAAUAACUAAGCAAGUAUCAGACAUCACCCCAGAAUUGGCCCUACUAAACAUCUUCCAAGACAACAAUGCCCAUUUACACCACAAAGAACUCAUAACCCACCUACAGUGGUACCUCGCAAGACGAAUGCCUCGCAAGACGGAAAACUCGCAAAACGAAAGGGUUUUUGGUUUUUUGAGUUGCUUCGCAAGACGAUUUUCCCUAUGGGCUUGCUUCACAAGACGGAAACGUCUUGCAAGUUUGUUUCCUUUUUCUUAAAACCGUUAAUACAGUUGCGACUUGACUUCGAGGAGCAACUCAUAGCACGCGGUGUGGUAGCCUUUUUUGAGGUUUUUGAAGACUUUGGUGAUUUUUGAAGCUUUUCCAAAACUUUUCCGACACCGUGCUUCGCAAGACGAAAAAGACCGCAAGACGAAAAAACUUGCGGAACGAAUUAAUUUCGUCUUGCGAGGCACCACUGUACUUUCAGCAGCCAGAAACACCAUAACCAGACACUGGAGAGACCAGUCAGGAGUAAGCAUGGACCAAUGGUACCAAAUAGUAUGGGAAACAGCCCUGCUAGAAAAAUUAACCAAUAAACUGAAACUGACACGGGGACAAAUAGAAGAAGACGCCUUCACCCCGGUAUGGCUCCCCUUUAUCACACACACAGCCCAACAAGACAAUGACAAGAAUCCACCAACAGCAUACAAAUCAAUAUGGCUAACCUGAUCCGAAACACCCACCCACCUCACUCACACAUGAAAACAACGACCACCGCAGCCAAUCACAAACAAACAACCACACCCUAGGCCAAGCCCAACCUCUCUCACCACCAAAGGAACACAAAUGAACAGCAGACAACCUGCAGGAGCAACGCUGACAUCAAACCCUACAUACAUUAAGCAAAAUAGAAACAUCGCACCCGACCCCCCCCAUCUCCCCCCCCCCCAAAUGUCUCAACAAAUGAAAUUGAUUUGUAAAAAUGUUACACGGAAAAAAUACGAGAGACAUUACACAUACUUCUGUAAAACAAGAAAAUCUUUAAUAAAAAAAGAAAGAAAGAAAUGACUAUAUAUAAAAAAAGAAUUGGCGCUGCUAUGGGAUCUUGUGAUUCCCGCUUUCCGCAUUUUUAAGAACCCGAUCGCUUAGUGUGGCAGCGAGCAAGAGAUCAAGCCCGCUAAAAACAUGCUAAAAACAUGAAGGAACUUUUCACCACAUGUGGUGGACCUGCACCAAGGGGAAAGACUUCUGGGGAAAGAUUUAGAAUGAAUUGAAAAAAAUGUCGAAUUAUACAUUUAGAAAGAAACCAGAGGCCUUUCUUCUUGGAAUAACAGGUCUGGAAUUGCCCGAGAAAGAUGUUCAAUGAUUUUUGUAUGCCACAACUGCUGCUCGAAUUUUACUAGCUAAGAAGUGGAAAACGCAAGAACUACCAACUGUAGAAGAAUGGUAGAUGAAGAUGAUGGAUUUUUCGGAGCUAGGCAACCUGACCGGAAGAGUCCGCGACCAGAAAGAGGAGGAAUAUCAGGAAGAAUGGACGAGAUUUAAUGACUAUUUAGUUAAAUACGUUAAGUUAAACUAACUGGAAAUAGCUUGCAAGUACUAGAUCGGCUUAGGAUUUCAUAUAAGUUAAGUGUUGAAUUAAUAUGUUUAAUCCUGAAUUGAAAAGUUAGAACGAUGAUAAGUGAUUAAGUUAAGUUUAUAAGAACUUUGAUUUGGAAAACCGUUAAAAGGAUAUGCAAUGAAAUCCAACCAAGGGGAAGCGAGGAAGUCACUUAACAAUGUUAAGAAGUGUAUUUUUUAUAAGGUUAUGAUUUUUGUUUGUUUGUUUAUUUGUUUGUUUGUUUAUAAUUUUGUGAAAACCAUUAAAUAAUUUUUGAAAAAAUAAAAUAAAAACAUGUUAUGUUCUGUUGGAAGUUGCCCAGAGUGGAUGGGCAUUGCAGCCAGAUGGGUGGGGUAAAAGUAAUAAAUUAUUAUUGUUGUUGUUGUUGUUAUGUACUGAAGUUCUCACCCUGGGCCAGCAGGGGGAUACUGUAGAUAGUUUUCACUCAGGUCUGCAUAUGCAAAUAAGGAAUCGAAAGUGACGUUCAGUGAUUGGAUAGUUACAGAAAGUUGUUACUGUUGCUUUGUAGUGGAGCUCUAUAUAAGCAGGCUGGCUGAACCCUUUAGUUCAGUUCUGUUCUGGCCUGUGAAUAAACAAGAGCUGUCUGAAGAAUCGCUGUGUCGUCUGAUAUGUUCACCCACAACUUAACAAUUAUUAUUAUUAUUAUUAUUAUUAUUAUUAUUAUUAUUAAAGACAAGCCUACUCAGAUGAUUAGAAAGUUGAGGGAAUUUGAAUCUGUUUCUUUUUUUUUAAGUAGGGAUCUGAGGCAUCAAAAGGUGUGUGUGUGUGUGUGUGUGUGUGUGUGUGGUUUCCCCCGGAAAUCAGAGUUACCAGAGUGGCCGGGGCAACCCAGGCGGAAUAUAAAUAAUACAAAUAUUAUAAGAUGAUUAUUUUUAUUUUAUUUUUAAAUAAUUUUUAUUAACCGGCCAAUCAAAUCAAAUCACAUCACAUAAAUUCCGAAUUACAAAGCCGAAUUUAAAAUUUUGUUGAGGAGACCCAUAUUUCAAGAUCCAAAGCGGGAGGGGAGAUGAUUAUUAUUAUCAAAAGAAAUAUGUGUGUGUUGUGUCUGUGCACACACCUCUUUUCUCCCAAACCAGCCUCGAUCCGGAUUGAGAAAAAGCAACGACCCGGCUGUGUUUUAAGACGUACGCAGCCUAAAUUUACCGUAUUUUCCGCUCUAUAGGACGCACCGGACCACAGGACGCACCUUGUUUUAGAACAAGAAAAAAUAUUCUCCCCCUCUCUGCUCAGCGCCCCUUCAGCGAAGCGGCAGGAGAAACGGAGCCCCUUCCAUUUCUCCUCCCGCUUGGCUGAAGGGGUGCUGCGCAGCUCUCCCUCUCUGCUGAAGCCGGGAGAGUCUUGCUCUCACGGCUUCAGCGAAAGGAACCCCAAGCCUGCGGAGCGCAUUGGGAACCCACGCUGCGCUCCGAAGGCUUCAGGCGGCUAUCCCUGAAGCCUGGAGAGCAAGAGGGGUCAGUGCGCGCCGACCCCUCUCGCUCUCCAGGCUUCAGCGAAAGCAACGCAAAGCCUCCGGAGCGUGGAGGGAGCGCUCCCUCUGCGCUCCGGAGGCUUCGCGUUGCUAUUGCUGAGGCCAAGGAGCCUGCACUCGCUCCAUAAGACGCACACACAUUUCCCCUUAAUUGUUGGAGGGGGGAAAGUGCGUCCUAUAGAGCGAAAAAUACGGUCUGUCGGCUGCAUGUGGAUUGGCUUGCACUAAAUUGCGCCUUUCCCCCUAGACCCUCGUCCUCAUAGAAUCAUAGAGUUGGAAGAGACCACAAGGGCCAUCGAGUCCAACCCCCUGCCAAGCAGGAAACACCAUCAGAGCACUCCUGACAUAUGGUUGUCAAGCCUCUGCUUAAAGACCUCCAAAGAAGGAGACUCCACCACACUCCUUGGCAGCAAAUUCCACUGUCGAACAGCUCUUACUGUCAGGAAGUUCUUCCUAAUGUUUAGGUGGAAUCUUCUUUCUUGUAGUUUGGAUCCAUUGCUCCAUGUCCGCUUCUCUGGAGCAGCAGAAAACAACCUUUCUCCCUCCUCUAUGUGACAUCCUUUUAUAUAUUUGAACAUGGCUAUCAUAUCACCCCUUAACCUCCUCUUCUCCAGGCUAAACAUGCCCAGCUCCCUUAGCCGUUCCUCAUAAGGCAUCGUUUCCAGGCCUUUGACCAUUUUGGUUGCCCUCCUCUGGACAGGUUCCAGUUUGUCAGUGUCCUUCUUGAACUGUGGUGCCCAGAACUGGACACAGUACUCCAGGUGAGGUCUGACCAGAGCAGAAUACAGUGGCACUAUUACUUCCCUUGAUCUAGAUGCUAUACUCCUAUUGAUGCAGCCCAGAAUUGCAUUGGCUUUUUUAGCUGCCGCGUCACACUGUUGGCUCAUGUCAAGUUUGUGGUCAACCAAGACUCCUAGAUCCUUUUCACAUGUACUGUCCUCUUCUUCCUCCUCCUGACACGGCUUUUUCCUUUCUUCUCUUCCCCUCGGCAGGAUUCAUGAGCACCGGCGACCAGUCCGCCAAGGGAAACUACGGGAUCCUAGACCAGAUCCAGGCACUGCGGUGGCUGAAUGAGAACAUCGGGCAUUUUGGGGGCGACCCGGAACGGAUCACCAUCUUCGGUUCGGGAGCCGGGGCCUCGUGCGUCAACCUCCUCAUCUUAUCCCACCACUCGGAAGGUAGCGCUCGGCUCGUUCGGCGUUAUGGGGGCGGGUUCUCAGGGUUUCGGGGGGUUGGGAAAACGAUCCCGCACACAAGAAACUGGCAUAAAGCAAAGCAGAGCGAGCUAAGGCAGCACAGUUUUGCACCCGAUCCAAACCACAUUCGGCCACAGUGGCUGCCGUUUUGCCUAAACCUGGCAGAGGGGAAAUAAUAAUAAUAAUAAUAAUAAUAAUAAUAAUUUAUACCCUGCCCAUCUGGCUGGGUUUCCCCAGCCACUCUGGGCGGCUUCCAACACAAUAUUAAAAUGCAGUAAUGCAUCAAACGUUAAAAGCUUCCCUAAACAGGGCUGCCUUCAAAUAAACCUUUGAAAUAGUUAUUUACCCGUGUGGCCAAACUGAACAGGCCUAGGAUCCGGCCUAAGUACCCGUGAUCUGGUCCCGCCCCACAGAACACGCCCUUUUGGGGGGGACUUAGGCCCCAGUCUCCGUUCAGCCAGCUUUGGCUGAGCUGGGCAUGAGCCAGGGCCUUAUCGGUGGUGGCUCCUCCCAGACUUUGGGACUCCCUCCUUCGAGAAGCCAGACAGGCUCCCUCCUGGUUGCCCUUCUGCCAGCGGGCAAAGACUGUUUCAUUCCCACAGCCCUUUGGGGACUGACUAUUAUUAUUAUUAUUAUUAUUAUUAUUUUAUUUUACAUUUCAAAAUAAACAUUUUACAAACUUUAAAAUAUCAACUGCCUUCCCUUCUUCUCCUUCCAUGGUUCAUUUUACAUAUCAUACAUUCCUGCAUAUUUCACUAUAACCAUUCAAAUCAAUUUUCCACUUUUACAGCCGUCAAAAAUUACCGUAUUUUUCCGUGCGUAAGACGCCCCCUAUUUUGGGAGACUCCAAAUUAAGAAAACAUCCCUCAGCACUAUCUGUGUAUAAGACAGGCCCCAAUUUUAACCCUAAUUUUUUGGUUUAAAAAAUCCUAGUCUGAUACACGGGAAAAUACGGUAUUUACUCUCUUGAAUUUAUCUUAGUGCUGCCAGCAUUUUCAGCUGUAUACAGUUAUUUUCCAUAUAUUCAAUAAAUGUUUCCCACCCCUCUUUAAAUAUAUGUUCUUCUUGCUCUCUUAUUCUAUGUGUCAAAUCUGCAAGUUCUGCAUUUUGCUCCCUGUCCAUUUUGGGGCUAACGAAGCACAGACUGCAGUUGUUGCAUACAUAAAUAAGCUUUUCUGACACCUAGGAAUUUCUGUCUGGGUUAUUCCCAACAAAAAGGACUCUUUUAAACAUUUUUUUCAAUUCAUUAUAAAUUAUUUCCCAAUAUGCUUUUACCCUUUUACAGUUCCACCAUAUAUGAAAGAAUGUUCCAUCCACAUCUUUGCAUCUCCAGCACUUAUCUGAUUCUGUUUUAUAAAUCUUAGCCACCCUACUCGGAGUUAGGUACCAUCCAUGAAUCAUUUUCAAAUCAUUCUCUUUCAAUAAAUGUUGUUGUUUAGUCGUUGAGUCGUGUCCGCCUCUUCGUGACCCCCUGGACCAGAGCACGCCAGGCCCUCCUGUCUUCCACUGCCUCCCGCAGUUUGGUCAAACUCAAGCUGGUAGCUUCAAGAACACUGUCCCACCAUCUCGCCCUCCGUCGUCCCCUUCUCCUUGUGCCCUCCAUCUUUCCCAACAUCAGGGUCUUUUCCAGGGAGUCUUCUCCUCUCAUGAGGUGGCCAAAGUCUUGGAGCCUCAGCUUCAGGAUCUGUCCUUCCAGUCAGCACUCAGGGCUGAUUUCCUUCAGAAUGGAGAGGUUUGAUCUUCUUGCAGUCCAUGGGACUCUCAAGAGUCUCCUCCAGCACCAGAAUUCAAAAGCAUCCAUUCUUCGGCGAUCAGCCUUCUUUAUGGUCUAGCUCUCACUCCCAUACAUCACUACUGGGAAAACCAUGGCUUUAACUAUACGGACCUUUGUUGGCAAGGUGAUGUCUCUGUUUUUUAAGAUACUGUCUAGGUUUGCCAUCGCCUUUCUCCCAAGGAGCAGGCGUCUUUUAAUUUCGUUGCAGUAAAUUUCAGGUUGCUUUUCCAAAGCUUCUCCCAGAGGUUAAGAUCUACAUUGUGUCCUAUAUCUAUUGCCCAGUGUCUCAUUGAAACUUUAACUAGCUCGUCUUUUGUUUCCCAUUCUAAUAAAAAAAUAAUACAUUUUAGGCAGAAGUUUAUCCUUAUUUUGUAAGAAUUCCUUUUCAAAUUGUGAGCUUUGGUCCAGAAAUCCAUUCUUCCCAUCUAAUUUAAACAUUUCAUAUAUCUGGUGAUAUUGCAACCAAUCCGUAACUUGACUCCUUAAGUUUUCCAUUGAUUUCAGUUUGGGUCCCCUGCCCCCCAGUCAGUGGUGUAGCGUGCGGGGUGCAGGGGGGGCCGGCCGCACCGGGCGCAACAUCUGGGGGGGCGCGCUCGCACUCGAGUGCUAAAAUCCACGGGUUAGGGGGCGCAAAUUACUUGCCUUGCCCCAGGUGCUGACAACCCACGCUACGCCACUGCCCCCAGUUCCCUGUAAGUCACCCAUCGUCUGUCCAUAUUAACUCUCUUAAUUGCAAUUGCUUCAGUGGGAGAGAACCGUAAAUGUGUUUUUCUUUCCAGCAGUUUUUUUCUAUUUCUCCCAGACUCUAUAUAGAUACUUCCUAAGAUUGUGGUUCAAAAAACUCUCAUAGAUUUUAGCCUUCCCAUGCCAAAGACAUGCAUGACAGCUGAAUUUUAAAUCGUGGCCUUCUAAAUCUAAAAUGUCUGCAUUGUCCGAUACAAUCCAUUCUUUUAACCAACACAAACAAGCUGCCUCAUAAUACAAUUGCGCAUCUGGCACUUAUCUGAAAGAAUAUUAUUUAUUAAUAUAUUUGCAGAUUGAUCAGUAGAGAUUGUUUUAAUUCCUGCCACGAAAGAAUUACCUAUUUCUCUAAAACCUUGAUCAUAAAUGACCAUGAAAUAUUAUCAAAAGCUUUCUCCACAUCUAGAAAGAUUAGCGCGGCCUAUUUUUCAUUUAUUACUUCCGGAUACUCUAUUAAAUUAAUUACAUUUCUGUAAUGGUUCUAGGGGUUGCUCGUGCGUAAGCAGGUGCCUAUCUCCCCGGCUGGGUGCAAACACCUGGCUGGGUUGCCAAAGUGAACCUUUUCUGUCCGGACAGCCACUCACCCGUGGCUGACUCAAUCGCUGGCAGAACCCGUCAGUGGGCGUUUCUUAAACUUCUUCCAGCAAAGAAGUUCUUUGACGCCUAGUCUCCGCCUACCCUCUCUGCGCGGAAGCCUUCUGUGCAGGGAGGGCGUGGGCAAUGGAGGACCCCUACUCUCCCCGCUGGUCCCAGGCAAGGAGUCAUGAGACCGCCUCGCCACUUCCCCCAGCUGCCCCCCUUCUCCACUGGUGCUACGCUGAUUCUCUUCCCCAGAAGGUGGGCUGCUCCUCCUGAUCCCUGGACGCUCUCUGGAAUCCCUCUGGCUUUCGCUCUCCCCCUCCAGUACUGAUGGCAGUUCCCUGACAAUUUCUUAUAUUGUCUUUCUUUUGUCGGCCUGGUAUAAAACCCAGCCUGUUCUCUGUGGACUGCCUCAGUUAAUGUCCUUUUCAAUCUAUUAGCCAAGAUUGUAGCAAAUAGUUUGCACUCAGCAAUGAAACAGGUCUGUAAUUUUUGGUCUUUGUUAAGUCGCUGUCUUAUUUGGGGAUCAAAGUAAUGAAUGCAUCGUUCCAUGAGGCUGGGACUACCCCCAUCACCAAAAUUCUGCUCAUGCUGUCCUUAAGUGGUUUUAUAAGUGGAUCCUGAAACUUUUUAUAAUAAAUUGCAAUAAGUCCACCUGGCCCUGGUGCUUUUCCCAUCUUCAUUCGAUUUAUUGCCAUUUGCAGUUCCGAUAAAGACAUGGGUGUAUUCAGAAUUUGCUGGUUUUCCUUAGAUACUCCAGGGUAUGCAACAGUCACUUAAAUAAGAAUCCAUUUUUUUAAAGUUCUCCUUCUCACAACGGUAUAAUAAAUAAUUUUUUUUCUUUUUCAAACGCUUUCCUUAUCUCUUUUGGGCUAGUCAAAUGCUUAUCCUCGUCAACAAUAUUAUUGAUUGUCUUUCUUUUUUGAGUUGCCAUGCUAAUCAUUUACCAGGUUUAUUAGCAUAUUCAAAAAUUUUCUGUUUCAUUCAUUUAAUUUUAAUCUCAAUCUCUUGAUUAACUAACACCGAAAAUUGUGCUUGCUUCUCUAUAUUCAGUCGAGCAUCUAAUAUCUCUUGUUUCUUUUUCCCCUUUCUCUUUUCUGAAAAUAUGUUUUGUUGAAUUAGGAAGCCUCUCAUCACUGCCUUACUAGCAUCCCACACUACACUUAAAUCAGGUCAAAAAAUUAUUGUAGAGAGUGUUGCCCCUUACUCACAGUUGGUUCAUUUUGCAACACCACAUCGUUUAACCUCCACCUAAACGAAGACCAUUUCUCACCUGUUAUUGUCAUCAAGAUGGCAUUGUGAUCAGAUAGUGUCUUAGGUUGAAUUUCUACCCUUUUUACCCUGGUUGUUAAUUCUUUCAAAGCCUAUAAAUAGUCUAUUCUGCUUGAAGAAUUGUUUGCGUUUGAUAAAAAAGCAGAUUGAUGUUCUAAUGGAUGCUUAAGUCACCAUAGGCCAAUUACCGUAUUUUUCCAUGUAUAACACGCCCCCACGUAUAAGACUCAAAAUUGGGGGGACUAAAAAUUAAGAAAAUGGGAGGAGAUUGCCAAGAGUUGUUGAGCUUUGGGGGGGAUUGCUCACCCGACGCUGACAAUUGCAUGCGUCGCAGAAGACACCAAUCGACUGCCCGAUCACCGCCGGCAGCUGCUAAUCAACCACCCAGUUGACGCAACGGCAGCCAAUCGCCAACAGCCCUUCACACGCCACCAAUCACCCGCCCUAUCACCACUGAGAAUGUCGUGCUCGCGGCUGCAACCAAUCGCCUGUCGCCCCUCAGCACUACCCAUGUAUAACACAAGCCCAAAUUUUAAGCAUAGUUUUAAAAUAAAAAAAACCCUUGUGUUAUACACAGAAAAAUACGGUAAGUCAAAAUUGGACACCAUAUUUUUAAAAAAAGGCAUUUGGAAGUUUCCCUUCUUUUGAAUCCAUUUUCAGUACAGUUCUAUCUAAGUCAAGGGAAACAACAGCGUUAAAAUCACCCAUCAUUAUUAUUUUAGCAUCACACAGAUCAAACAAUUUUUCUUCCAGAUUUUUAAAAAUCAGUUUUCCAUUCAUUGGGGGCUUAAAUUCCCACUACAGUAAUUGGUCCUCCACCUAGUCUCACUUCAAUAGCCAUCAUUCUGCCUUCUUCAUCUUUAAAGGUGAAUUUAGGAUCUCGUUUGGGGUUAACAUACAUCAUCACUCCUCUCUUUUUAGUUUUAUCAGAAUAGAUAAACUCUUGUCCCAGACCUUUAUUUAUUAGUAAUUUUCUGUGUUGUCUUUUUAUAUGUGUCUCCUGUAAGCGAAUGAUGUCUAAUUUCUGCUUUGUCAAGAUGUGCACUAUUUUAUUCCUUUUCGUUUUGUUAUUUAUUCCAUUUCCAUUCCAUGAAAGGAUUCGAAGAUCCGUCUUAAAUCAGGGGUGUCCAAGCUUUUUUCAAAGAGGGCCAGGUUUGAUGAAGUGAACAUGUGCGAGGGCUGACUAGAGGGCCAACCAUAGUUGAGCUUUUUUCAGAUUUUACCCUGAUAAGUAAACAGGGCCGGAUUAAACCGACCGGUGGGCCGGAUUAGGCCCCGAAACAGACUUUGGACAUGCCUGAUCUUAAAUUAUAUCAUGUGUGUGUGUGUGUGUGUGUGUGUAUGUGUGUGUAAUACACACACACACACACACACACACACAGCCAAACCUUGGUUUUUUAUUGUCUCUGAUGCUGAACAUUUCUGCUCCUGAACGUCGAAAACCCGGAAGUAAGUGUUCCAGUUUUCGAAUGUUUUUCAGAAGCCAAACAAGCGGCUUCCGAUUGGCUCUUCCGAUUCCAAGAGCCAAUCAGAAGCCGUGCCUUGGAAAUAAAAUGUUUCAGAAGUCUAACGCCCUUUUGGAACGGAUUACAUUUGACUUUCAAGGUACCACCAUGUGUGUCUAUAUCUCACAAUUCCAGUUUUCCUUCUACCCCCUUCCCUCUUUACUUUUUGUCCUCUUCUUCCUUCUCUUCCUCUUCAGUCAGCAGGAAGGAAGGACAAAGCAAAAUAAUCCCAAUUAGAUUAUGCAGGAAUCCACCAGUUUUUUUAAAAAUAUAUAGAAAUUCACAAUCCAUAAAGCGUAUCCUGCUCAGUCAGCCAAAAUCCAAGCAGGAAAUUAUAUUUAUAUAUUUGAGUGUGCUCUCCACUCCAUAAAAGAAAAACAAACAAACUCAGAAGCAAGGGGGGGGGGAAAUAAAAUAUGCAGGGGAGGGGAGGACAAUCAAUCAAUAAACUGAUUUAAGUGUAGUGUGGGAUGCCAGUAAGGCAGUGAUGAGAGGCUUCCUAAUUCAACAAAAUGCUCCUCAAAAAAGAGAAAGAGGCAUGUUUGUCCAUUUCUCCAUUGACUUUGCAGCGCACACUUUGCGCCUCGGUUGUCAAACGUCUCAGAAGUCGAACAGUCUUCCGGAACGGAUUACGUUCGACAACCGAGGUUCCACUGUAAUAAUAAGAAUAAUACUACGUCCCAAUGGCUUCUCCAGCCAUUCCCUUCUCCUCUUGACCGCUGACUGUCCUUUUCCUUCCAGGUCUGUUCCAGAAAGCCAUCGCGCAGAGCGGCACAGCCAUCUCCAGCUGGUCGGUCAACUACCAGCCCCUCAAGUACACCCGCAUGCUGGCCUCCAAAGUGGGCUGCGACCACAUGGACACGAGCGACACGGUGGAGUGCCUGAGGCGCAAGGCCUACCGGGAGCUGGUAGACCAGGACAUCCAGCCGGCCCGCUACCACAUCGCUUUUGGUCCCGUGGUGGACGGGGACGUGGUCCCGGACGACCCAGAGAUCCUGAUGCAGCAGGGCGAGUUCCUCAACUACGACAUCCUCAUCGGGGUCAACCAGGGCGAGGGCCUCAAAUUCGUGGAGGACUCCAUGGAGAGCGAGGACGGCAUCUCGGCCAGCUACUUCGACUUCACCAUCUCCAACUUCGUGGACAACCUCUACGGCUAUCCGGAGGGCAAGGACAUCCUUCGCGAGACCAUCAAGUUCAUGUACACGGACUGGGCGGACCGGGACAACGGCGAGAUGCGCCGCAAGACCCUCCUGGCCCUCUUCACCGACCACCAGUGGGUGGCGCCCGCCGUGGCCACCGCCAAGCUUCACGCCGAAUACCAGUCGCCCGUCUACUUCUACACCUUCUACCACCACUGCCAGACGGACACUCGCCCCGAGUGGGCGGACGCGGCCCACGGGGACGAGAUCCCCUACGUCUUCGGGGUGCCCAUGAUCGGCGCCACCGACCUCUUCCCCUGCAACUUCUCCAAGAACGACGUCAUGCUCAGCGCUGUCGUCAUGACCUACUGGACCAACUUCGCCAAGACGGGGUGAGACGAUUGUGCGAAUGGAUUGAUGCACUAGGAGGAGAUAGGUUGCUUAGCUCUUUUUCUUCCUUGGGGAUAUCAGCAGAGUACCGCCCUUUGCAGCUUUAAAACUUGGAAGCUGAUUUAACUUCUAGAAACAAUAAUCCAAGAUGCUUUAAGGCAGACUGGAUUCCCCCCUGCUAUUAUUCCUUUUCUCCCACUUAGAAAUAACCAUCUCUCACACACCUUGUUUUGUGAAGAUGUAAAAGUAGCAUUUACUUACAUAAUGCAGAUCUCUGAGCAGCUAGGCAAAAUGUUGUCUGAAGCACAUAUUGUGACAUUGGUUUCAUAAUUUUUAACCUGGCAAUAUAUUGCGAAUCAGGACAUGUGUGUUAUGCAAAAAUCACAAUGUUGGGGAAACUGCAAAGCCACCCAAUGCUUCUCUCAAUUCCUGCAGCCCCUCUUGACUCUGGCAGCUUAGCUGUCCCCUGACUCCUGCAGGGGGCAGCGAAUCGCAAGAGCAGCCAUCAGCAAAAAUCACAGUGAACUUUGUUUUUAUUGUGAGAUAAAGUGAAGGCAUAGAGCAGGGGUCAGCAAACUUUUUCAGCAGGGGGCCAGUCCACUGUCCCUCAGACCUUGUGGGGGGCCGGACCUUGUUUUGGGGGGGGAAUGAACGAAUUCCUUCGCCCCACAAAUAACCCAGAGGUGCAUUUUAAAUAAAAAGACACAUUCUACUCAUGUAAAAGCACGCUGAUUCCUAGACCGUCUGCGGGCCGGAUUUAGAAGGCAAUUGGGCCAGAUCCAGCCCCCUGGUCUUAGUUUGCCUAACCAUGGUAUAAAGUAACGAUGAUAAGCAACAUAAAUUGAAAUUUUGAGGGAACCAAGGAGGGAGGGAGUGAAAGUUGUAGGUGGAAUGAUCAAUUGCUAAAGUUGAAAUGUUGUUGCCUUGUUUGUUUGUUAAAAUUUAUAAAUGAAAUAAUUUUGAAAAGCAUUUUAAUUAACGCAAAUGAUGACGGUGAUGAUGAUCUCCGUCUCCUCUCCCCUUUUCCGCAGGGACCCCAACCAGCCGGUGCCGCAGGACACCAAGUUCAUCCACACGAAGCCCAACCGCUUUGAGGAGGUGGUGUGGACCAAGUUCAACACGAAGGACAAGCAGUACCUCCACAUUGGCCUGAAGCCCCGGGUGCGAGACAACUACCGCGCCAACAAGGUGGCCUUCUGGCUGGAGCUGGUCCCGCACCUUCACAACCUCCACGAGCCACCCUACACCUCCACCACCACCCGCAUCCCGCCUUACGUCACCCGCUGGCCCACCACCCGCGUGGGGCCCAGCACCACGCGCCGGCCCAUCCCCACCCUGCCGCCGGACGAGGACGACGUGGUCCGCCCCCAGCGCUAUGUCCCCUUCCCGGGCGACUCGCGAGACUACUCCACCGAGCUGAGCGUCACGGUGGCUGUGGGGGCCUCCCUCCUCUUCCUCAACAUCCUGGCCUUCGCCGCCCUGUACUACAAGCGGGACAAGCGUCACGAACUGCGCAGCGGGCGCCGGCUCAGCCCCCAGCGCAACGCGGCCAACGACCUGGUACAUGGCGGCCAGGAGGAGGAGAUUAUGUCGCUGCAGAUCAAGCACUCGGAGCACGACGCCCACGACUUGGAGCCGCUGCGGCCCCACGAGAUCCUGCGCCCCGCCUGCCCCCCCGACUACACCCUGGCGCUGCGGCGCGCCCCCGACGAUGUGCCCCUGAUGACCCCCAACACCAUCACCAUGAUCCCCAGCACUAUCACGGGCAUGCAGGCCCUUCACCCUUUCAACACCUUCCCCACCGGACACAACAACACCUUGCCCCACCCUCACUCUACCACCCGCGUAUAG